ACGUGCAUGUCGGGAUAGAGAAAUAGCUGGGCGAACACCGUCUGUCAUUUUGCAAAACUAACAGUCCAACCAUAAUCAUUCCCUCACAGAAUGACAGUGAAAUAGGAGGGUCAAGUGAAGAUGGCUGUACCAGCCAAUAUCAGUUAGUCAUCGUCAAAGAUGGACCCCGUGGUGAGGCGAUGAAUCGCUAACUACCCGCCGAAAAUCAAUCACUCAGUGGACCAAUCCUUUUCAUCCAUCACUCCGGCUCCGGCCUUUUCUGGGUGUUCCUGGACUCUCGUCUAUUUUGUGGUGCUUCCGUUAUUCAAUUCUCUCUAGUUUUUAUGAUUGGGGAUGAUUGGAUUUCUCUGUUUUUGUGCUAUUCUUUGACAUUCUUGAAGAAAAAAAAGAUCCAACUUUUGAGGGAUAGUUUUGGAAUGAUUGUGAAAGACGUUGGAGGUUCUGUUUAAAGAAAUUUCAAAGAAAUCGUGGUAUUGGAGUCUGAAAUUUAGUUUUUGGAAUACAGUGUUAAUUCUAGGGAUUUCUCGGUUUUUGCUUGGCUCGUCAAAUUCACUGGAAGUUUCAUUUUGGGGUUUUUCCUCUCAGACAGAGGGAAAAAAAAUGGAAUCCUUCUGGGAUCUAUCAGAUGGGAAUGUGAAAUCUGGUGGAGAAAAUUGGCUAUCAGCAGUUGUGCCAUUGAUGAAAUUGCUCUCACUCGCUGUCAUAGGCCUAAUUCUCGCCCACCCAAAACUCCAAGUUAUGUCAAAAGCUACUUUCAGGCUUCUCAGCAAGCUUGUUUUUGUCCUAUUCCUGCCAUGCUUAAUCUUCACCCACUUGGGACAAUCCAUUACCGGCAAGAAUUUUGUCCUCUGGUGGUUCAUACCCGUAAACGUCAUUAUCAGUACUGCUGUCGGUUGCAUUUUGGGAUACUUGGUGGCAAUAAUAUGCCGGCCACCACCCGAAUUCUUUCGGUUUACCAUCAUCAUGACUGCAUUUGGGAACACGGGUAAUCUCCCGCUUGCCAUCGUUGGGUCGGUAUGUCACAGUGCGAAGAACCCAUUUGGUCCUGAUUGUCAUACCUCUGGUGUGUCUUAUGUCUCUUUUGCUCAGUGGGUUGCUGUAAUUCUUGUUUACACACUUGUAUACCACAUGAUGGAACCACCCCUUGAGUAUUAUGAAAUUGUUGAGGAAGGGAAUGAGAUUGAGGAGGUGGUCACUGCUAACGAUUUAAGCAGGCCGCUGCUUGUUGAAGCUGAAUGGCCGGGAAUGGAAGAUAAAGAAACUGAGCAUUGCAAGACACCCUUUAUUGCAAGGAUCUUUACCAGAAUCUCUAGCAUUUCACCAAGUACUUUUCCUGAUGUUGGUUCAGUGGAGGAGGGAGGUCCAAUCAGUCCCAAGUCCAUUAGGUGUUUGGUGGAGCCCAAGGUGGUUAGGAGAAUUAGGAUCGUUGCUGAACAAACACCAAUUCAGCACAUACUUCAGCCCCCUACAGUUGCUUCUCUGUUAGCCAUUAUUAUUGGGAUGUUUCCUCAGCUCAAAUCUUUUGUUUUUGGCUAUGAUGCUCCACUUUCAUUUAUCACAGACAGCUUAUCAAUCUUGGCUGGGGCAGCAAUUCCAUUCGUCUUGCUUAUCCUUGGAGGAAUGCUUGCUGAGGGUCCACAUGAAUCUAAACUUGGAAUUCGGACUGUAAUUGGAAUUAGUGUUGCAAGGCUUUUGGUACUUCCUUUGAUUGGAAUUGGAAUCAUUCUUUUAGCUGAUAAGAUGAAUUUUUUGGUUCCGGGAGAUAAAAUGUACCGGUUUGUGCUUUUGUUGCAAUAUACGACACCAAGUGCCAUCUUGUUGGGAGCAAUUGCAAGUUUAAGAGGUUAUGCAGUUAGUGAAGCUUCAGCUCUCCUCUUUUGGCAGCAUGUGUUUGCAGUGUUUUCCCUUUCAUUGUAUAUAAUUAUCUACUACAAAGUUCUGCUUCCUUAUGUCUGAGGGCUCAAGCAUGCUAGGGAUGCUAUUCUCAUGGUCCAGGGGCAUCAGCUUCUGCUUUAUUUAUGGAGAUCCUAUGAUCAAGUCCUCUGGUUCUGUAGCAGCUUAAAAUUGUGAAUGAAGUGGAAGUCUAACCUAAUAGACAAAGCUUCAGUUCUCAUGCUAGGAGGGCAAUAAAGAUAACAGUGACAACACCAAUGGUCCAUGGCUCUCCUGACACACUCCAUCUUCCUUGCCAAGGGCAAAGGGAAAUUUAUUUGUUAUUAAAAAAACUUGGUUCAUAUAUUCUGCUCAAACUGUGCAUGUUUGUAUAAGCAAGUAGUUGGAGUGUUUCUACUAGAUGAUUAUUGGAGGGAUAAUUCACAGUAUUUUUUAAUUGCUUUUUUUUUCUUUUUUAAUAAAUUUUGUGGAGCUCCUCUUGCAGAAUUGCUAUUUGUUUCUGUUUCAUCACUUUAUGUUCUAAAAUUGAAUUUAUUCUUUCAAUUUGGAUCAUUCUAAAGAUGAAUAUUUAUCUAGUUUUUCAUGCCUA
This is a messenger RNA of Vitis vinifera (wine grape), 2482 nucleotides long. RefSeq names its product protein PIN-LIKES 2. Gene Ontology annotation, biological process: endoplasmic reticulum to cytosol auxin transport. Lineage: Eukaryota; Viridiplantae; Streptophyta; Magnoliopsida; Vitales; Vitaceae. The record is from RefSeq and is a predicted model, not a curated record. Bases 601 to 1956 code for a protein of 451 amino acids. Gene Ontology annotation, cellular component: membrane. The transcript has 4 exons.